AUGACUGCGCACAUGGGCCCGAUCCCGCUUCCGGACGGCGGGACCCUCACUGCGGACGACCGCGCACGGAUCCAAGCGGAACAUGCGGUUUCGGCCGCUGUCCGGUUCCGACAGCAAUGGGGGCAGCGCUGUCUUUCCUUGAGCGGGCCACCCGAACGACUGGCAGCUGCCAAAAAGCUCGCAGAGGAACUCAUCCGAAAAAACGGAACAGAGGGCGGCAGAAUCACAGAAAGCAACAACGGGGGCAACCAAAGCAAGGAGGUUCAAGCCCUGCGACAGCAACUGGGAAGAAUUGAAGGGCAAAUGCAGGUGUUCAACACCCAAAUGCAAUGGGUCUCUUCAACACUUGCGACUGCAACCAAUGCAGCAACUACAGCCAACCAAAUGGCAACCCAAGCUGCGGCUGUGGCUGCUCAGGCAUCCGCCCUUUCGAAGCAAGCGAUGGAGAUUGUCAUCACGGACAAGAAGAGGAAAAAGGCAACCAGGGAACAACUACAAAGUGAGAGUGAAAGUGACAGCGCUUCUUCCCCGUCAAAGCCACAACGCGAAGGAGAUGAAGCACAAGGUGAAGCAAGUGGCCAGGAGGCCAAGGAACAGGAGAAGGGUGAUGCUGAAGCUGCAGCAGUUGAGAAGAUGGUGGAGCCUGUGGUCAGGGAGGUCAAGCUUGAGGAGGAAAAGAAGGAGGCGGCAAAAGAGUCUGAGGAUGAGGAAGCUGGAGAGCCUAGUGAGCCAACGAUUCUCCCUCCAAACAUGCAGGAGAACGUGGCCAACGCGGCGGGCCCCAUCGAGUUGGUUCUUCAUGACUGUGGAGAAGUUGUGCGUGGAGCCUUUUUGUGCCAGGCAGUGUUGGGAGCAGUGUUGUCGGACGAGAAGAGUUUGAAGGAGCUUUGGUCGCUUCGCGGGGCAGCUGGCACCAAGCCAUGCUGCCUAUGUCAGAACGUGGUGGGGCAUAUGUCACGCGAGGAUGUAGCCAGUCAUGAGUGGCUUGUGCACUACAGCUGCACAAACAGGACUCGCUUUGCCAAGCACACGUCUGCAAGCUUUCAAGCCAUGCGUGACCGUUUGGCCCUUGUUGCUGCUGCUGGCAGCAAAAAGGAAUUGAAUGCUUUGGGCCAGUGCUUUGGCCUGCAGUACAAUGAUCUGGGCGUCUUGUGGCAUCCAACUCUGAAAGACCAGGUGUGCCCAGUAUCACAAACCAUGUAUGACUGGAUGCACGUUCUGGUUGCGAGUGGUGGCGUGGCUCAGUACGAGGUCAAUGAAUUUGCCAAGGCUGUUCAGCAACUUGGGAUUCCUCUUUCGACCUUGGAUCAAUUCUCAAGGACUGUCAUUUUGCCCUGGGGUCGCAAAAACAUUCCACGAGACUUUUUCCAGGAAAGGAUCAACCCUGAAAAUGAUAGCCAUGUCAGAGCUUUUGCCACGGAGGUCAUGGUUGCCUUGCCAAUCCUAGCCCUCUUCAUUGAAACUGUUUUGGAACCAAACAGCCUUCUUCCAGAACACUGUACCUCCCUGAAGUUGAUGGCAGAGAUCAUUGACAUUCUAACAAAAAUGGAUGGAGCAGUUCACUUGGCCACGCAGCUGCGCGAUGCUGUGGAUAAGCACGGCAUCUUGUUCGACAAGCUAUACCCUGGUUGUGUAAAGCCAAAAGCACAUUGGAAGUUUCACAUCCCAGAGCAAAUUCAAUCCUUUGGCGUCAACAUGUCUUGUUUCAGCCCCGAGCGGAAGCAUCGGGCAAUCAAGGCAAUAGCAAGUCAUGUGUUCAACGAUGCCAUCAGCGGCAGCGUGUGCUUGCGAAUUGGUUACGAUACCAUUCAACAUUUUGCUGAGAAUGACAAUUGCUGCAGAGCGAUGCACCUUGAGGGUCCAGUGCGUGAGGUAGAGGAUGGGGCGAAGAUGUUGAACUUUUGGAGCAACGAGGUAUCUUCUGUUUCAUUGGCAAAGAAAAUCAAAACUCCUGUGGGCGUUGUUGCGAAGGGGGACUUGGUGCUGGCCUUGGAUGAAAGAAUGGCGUUGCUCUCUGACAAACACGGGAGUUUGGUCAAGGAGUGGUCCAAGGUGGACGCUGGGCUUGUGGAGGCCUUCUUCUAUGACCACCCAGAUCUCAGGGGUGAAAACCUACGACAGAAACUGGAACAAACAGUCAUGGACUGGAAGACAAAGACCACACGGAUGGAGUUCAACCAGGAGUCAACCUACAUGGAUGAAGUUGAUUUGAAAAAGAAAUACGAAUCUCGACCUGAACUGCUGGCAGCCAUUCUAGAGAACGCCCAUCGAUUCUUUUGUCCAGUGAAGAAGGUGAUUGCCCCCAAUUCCAUGCCCUCUGCCUUUGUGACACCCGAAGGUGACGCUGUCAUUCCAGAACCCAAUGUGUGGGAGAAACAAGCUCCAAAGCUGGGGGCAUUUGACAGACCUAUCAGACUUGCAUUGCCCUGCGUUGGCAUUGAUGGGUGCGGCGAGGCCUUCAGCAAGCUUGGGGUUCCCUACAUUGGGGCUCAUGUCAUGGACAUUGAGGAUCGCUACAGGGAUCAUUUGUGCAACCACCUUCCCAAAGGGAGCUUCCUUUUGCUGGGCGACGCAGGUGAUGUGGUAAAUUUGGAUUUGGCUGAUCUCAGGCGGCCAAUUGAAAUGCUCUGCAGUGGCCCUCCAUGCCCGCCAUGGGCAGGCAAUGGAUGUCGCGGCGGUCUUGCAGGUGACCCUAGAGCACAAGUGUUUGUUGGGGUGAUGAGGCAAAUGUUGGCCCUCAUCAGUGCAAAUGAGCUCAACGCAGUUGUUCUCGAGAAUGUACGGGGCAUCCUACAUGUUCAGGAGGGCCAAACGCAAUCUUUCAUGAGCCAGCUCCUGAGCUUUCUUCAAGAACAUGUCUCUGAUUUCAACUGGGGCGUCUGCGUUUUGCAAGCUUCUGAUUACAGCCUUGGCCAAAGCAGGUGCAGAGUUUUCUUGCGAGGCCUGAGGGCCACGAUUGGUGACUUGCCUGACCCUUUGCCUCCUUUUGGGAAGAAACACUUGAAGGAGUUCCUGGCGACAAAUUUGCCACCUGUUGACACGAAGGCCUUGACAAAGACCAUGCAACAAAAUUUGAGGGACGCUGAGAACGAUAUUAAAGAAAUGUUGAAGAACAAAGAAGUGGGCCUGGAGGACAUUCUAGUUUUUCCACUUGAUCGUGCAAGCGGCAAAACAUAUCAAAGGAGGUAUUCGACAAACAUUUGCCCCACUCUGACCUGCACCAAUCGCUACUUGUUUGUGGCCAGCAUGGAUCUUGCAAAGCCUCCGGAAAAACGAAAGUUCUGGAGGUUUCUUCAUCCAUCAGAACGGAUGGUGCUACAAGGGUUCAGCAAGGACACCUUGGCAGGAAAGAGCGAUUCCCUACGUGUCGAAGCUUCUGGAAAUGCCUAUCCAGUGCCACUUUUGAUGGCAGUUUUGCAUCCAAUUUUGCAGAAAUUGAAAGGGGCCAAGUUCAGUGCUGGGGGAAAUGUUGAUGAUGAGCGGGUGACAACGUUGUUGAACAAGUUCGAAGCUUACAUGGAGAGCUGUGCAAACCACACCUCAAAUGUCAAAGGGCCCAAGAACCCCAAAGGGCCCAAGAAAAGACCAGCAGCAGGGCCCAAGGGUCCCUUGAAAGCCAUGAAGAUGAAGGUGAAAAAGGGAAGCGCAAACACGAUGAAGGUGAAAAAGGGAAACGCAAAGGCGAUGAAGGGCAAAAAGGGGCAUGAGAAGGCAGUGCGCAGCAUGAAGGCGGCAAAAACGGCACAGAAGCUUGCCUACCGUUUCAUGUCUUCAUCAUCAUCUUAG
Messenger RNA from Durusdinium trenchii, 3786 nucleotides. Lineage: Eukaryota; Dinophyceae; Suessiales; Symbiodiniaceae. The record is from the annotation of a GenBank genome assembly.